CUCCUUGCAUUGUAGCGACAGCCGCACGAGAGAAAGACUGGUGGGGUGAGGCAGAAGUUUCAACGAGGUUAGAAAGUUCUCCAUCGACGACAAACAGAGGAAGGACAAAUCUUCCAUUUACUGUAACGUUUAAAUGGAUGUGAAAGAGGAGACGUUUGAGGCCGACAUGAAUAUCAUGGAGGAGAGGACCAUAAAUAUUAAGAAGGAGGACUUUGAGUGGGCGAGUGUCCACCCCACACAGGAGAGUCUGGACAUCAAGGAAGAGGACCGUGAACUGGGGUCAGUGAGUAUUAAAGAGGAGGAUGAAGAGGAGUGUGUCAGCAAUGAGAUACACAAAUAUAGGAGUAUGGAGAGUGCCAAGGAAGAUGACCUUCAUUAUGAACACCAAGAUGGAGCAGUGACCGGGUUAGUCUCUUCUCAUAGCAGACACUCUUCAUCUCCGGAGUCUUCUAUCAAUGUAAAGUAUGAAUCAUUACAGUCUGACACAAAGUGGACUGAAGAAAAUUCAUCUCCUAAAAUACAGAAAGGUCAGCCACCACCUAAAACAUCAUCUGAAACAAGAAUCAAACAUCACUGCUGUUCUGAAUGUGGCAAACAGUUUACACGGAGAGGCAAGCUUCAGCGCCACCAAAGAAUUCACACAGGAGAGAAGCCGUAUGACUGUUCUGAAUGUGGUAAACAGUUUUCACAGAGAAGCAAUCUUCAGAAACAUCAAAGAAUACACACAGGAGAGAAGCCCUAUUGCUGCUUUGAAUGUGGUAAACAAUUCUCUCGCACUAAUUAUCUUCAGAGACAUAUUAGAACUCACACAGGGGAGAAGCCGUAUUGCUGUUCUGAAUGUGGCAAAAAGUUUUCACAGAGAAGCAGUCUUCAGAAACAUCAAAGAAUUCACUCAGGAGAGAAGCCCUAUUGCUGCUUUGAAUGUGGUAAACAAUUCUCUCACCGUUUUUCUCUUCAGCAACACAUUAGAACUCACACAGGGGAGAAGCCAUAUUGCUGUUCUGAAUGUGGAAAAAAGUUUUCACAGAGAAGCAGUCUUAAUUACCACCAAAGAAUUCACACAGGAGAGAAGCCGUAUGACUGUUCUGAAUGUGGUAAACAGUUUUCACAGAGAAGCUAUCUUCAGAUACACACAAGAGUUCACACUGGAAAGCCCUAUUGCUGUAAUGAAUGUGGCAAACAGUUUUCACAAAAAGGAGAUCUUCAGAGACACACAAGAGUUCACACCGGAGAGAAGCCAUAUUGCUGUAAUGAAUGUGGCAAACAGUUUUCAAAGAUGGCCAGUCUUCAGAGACACACAAGAGUUCACACUGGAGAGAAGCCAUAUUGCUGUUAUGAAUGUGGUAAACAGUUUUCACAGAAAGGCAAUCUACAGAAACACACGAGAGUUCACACCGGAGAGAAGCCAUAUUGCUGUAAUGAAUGUGGCAAACAGUUUUCACAUAUAGGCAGUCUUCACAAACACACUAGAGUUCACACUGGAGAAAAGCCAUAUUGCUGUAAUGAAUGUGGCAAACAGUUUUCACAGAUGAACAAUCUUCAGAUACACACAAGAGUUCACACCGGAGAGAAGCCAUAUUGCUGUAAUGAAUGUGGCAAACAGUUUUCAGAGAUGGGCAGUCUUCAGAGACACACAAGAAUUCACACUGGAGAGAAGCCAUAUUGCUGUUAUGAAUGUGGUAAACAGUUUUCACAUAUAAGCGAUCUACAGAAACACACGAGAAUUCACACCGGAGAGAAGCCAUAUUGCUGUAAUGAAUGUGGCAAACAGUUUUCACGUAUAAGCAGUCUUCAGAAACACAGUACAGUUCACACUGGAGAGAAGCCAUAUUGCUGUAAUCAAUGUGGUAAACAGAUGGAUAGUCUAAAGAUACACACGAGAGUUCACAACAGAAUAAAAACAGUAGAAGUUCAAAAUUCAGUCUAG
Polypterus senegalus (gray bichir) is the source of this 1927-nucleotide messenger RNA. Its product is annotated as gastrula zinc finger protein XlCGF57.1-like. Gene Ontology annotation, molecular function: DNA-binding transcription factor activity; RNA polymerase II cis-regulatory region sequence-specific DNA binding. Bases 134 to 1927 code for a protein of 597 amino acids. The transcript is spliced from 5 exons. Gene Ontology annotation, biological process: regulation of transcription by RNA polymerase II. Lineage: Eukaryota; Metazoa; Chordata; Cladistia; Polypteriformes; Polypteridae. The record is from RefSeq and is a predicted model, not a curated record.